Messenger RNA from Carica papaya (papaya), 1851 nucleotides. RefSeq names its product glycosyl hydrolase 5 family protein-like. The record is from RefSeq and is a predicted model, not a curated record. Gene Ontology annotation, molecular function: hydrolase activity, hydrolyzing O-glycosyl compounds. NCBI's taxonomy places the organism in Eukaryota, Viridiplantae, Streptophyta, Magnoliopsida, Brassicales, Caricaceae. Gene Ontology annotation, biological process: polysaccharide catabolic process.
AUUAAUUAAAGGAUUUUAAAUUCCUUUUAAUCAAGUAUAUAAGUGUGACUUCCAAGUUUUAUAUGCGGACUCCAAAACACAAAUCCAGCAAUGGAGAAAACGAGGAUCAUUUCCUUUCUCCUUCUCUUCUUCUUUACCUUCCUCUCUCUUCACCUCAUCAUCAUCACACUACAAAAUACUGCUCUGCCAACCAUGGCCAUCCCUCUCUCCACCGAUAAUCGUUGGAUUGUGGACGAGAACGGGCAGCGAGUGAAGCUGGCUUGUGUUAAUUGGGUGACGCAUCUGGAGCCAAUGGUGGCGGAGGGACUCAGCAAGCGCCCCAUGGAUUCGAUCUCAAAAACAAUUGUGUCGAUGGGAUUCAACUGCGUACGGUUCACUUGGCCGACUUUCUUGGUCACCAACGACUCUCUAGCCUCUCUAACUGUGAGACAGUCUUUUCAAAAACUCGGUCUGUUUGAAUCCAUUGCUGGUAUCCAAGCAAAUAAUCCGUCUAUAAUUGAUCUUCCUCUCAUCAAAGCGUAUCAGACAGUGGUAUCGAACCUCGGAGAAAACAAGGUGAUGGUGAUUCUAGACAAUCAUAUAAGUAAGCCCGGUUGGUGUUGCAGUAACUUGGAUGGUAAUGGUUUUUUUGGCGAUCAAUACUUCAAUCCUGAUGUGUGGAUUGCUGGUUUAACUCGAAUUGCCACCAUGUUUAAUGGUGUUUCCACCGUGAUUGGUAUGAGUCUCAGAAAUGAACUUAGAGGUCCUAGACAGAACGUAAAUGAUUGGUACAGGUACAUGGUAGCAGGAGCAGAAUCAGUGCAUGAAGCAAAUCCAUACGUUCUUAUUAUACUUUCUGGUCUAAACUAUGAUAGAGACUUAUCUUUUGUUCGAAACCGAGCAAUAAAUUUGACAUUCACUGGAAAGAUAGUAUUUGAGUGGCAUUGGUAUGGAUUCUCGGAUGGUAGUGCAUGGGAAAGUGGCAACCCAAAUCAAGUGUGUGGCAGAGCAAUGAGUAAUAUGAAGCGCACAUCAGAAUUCUUAUUAGAUCAAGGUUGGCCAUUGUUUGUGAGUGAAUUUGGGGCAGAUCAAAGAGGAACAAAUGUGAAUGACAACAGGUAUUUAAAUUGUUUCAUGGGUGUGGCAGCUGACCUUGAUCUAGAUUGGGCAUUGUGGACACUUGUUGGAAGUUAUUAUUUGAGAGAAGGGGUAAUUGGAUUAAAUGAAAAUUAUGGGUUAUUUAACUGGAAUUGGUGUGAUAUUAGGAAUUCAAGCUUCUUACAGAAAAUAUCUGCCAUCCAAACUCCUUUUCAAGGACCAGGACUAUCUGAAAAGAAUAAGCAUAAAGUAAUAUUUCAUCCAUUAACAGGAUUUUGUAUCCUAAGAAAAUCAUUACUUGAUCCACUAAUAUUGGGUCCAUGCACUGAAUCUGAGGGUUGGAGUUACACAUCUCAACAUAUUAUAUCCAUUAAAGGAACAUACUUAUGUUUAAAAGUUGAAGAAUUGGAAAAACCUGUGAAAUUAAGUAUUAUUUGUACAGAUUCUAGUUCAAAAUGGGAACUUAUAUCAGAUUCUAAGAUGCAUCUUUCUUCUAAACUAAGCAAUGGAACAUCUAUUUGCUUGGAUGUGGACUCAACCAACACUGUCGUUACAAAUAGUUGCAAGUGUUUGACUAGAGAUAACAAGUGUGAUCCUGCCAGUCAGUGGUUUAAACUUGUUGAUAGCACUAGAAAUUUAUCUGUAAUAAAUUCUUUUCGUCGAACUAAUCCAAUUUUAGAAUUGCCUAGAAGUGGAUCGACGCAAUAGCAAUUUAUAACAGUGAAAAUAUAUAUCUACCUUUACUAUGAGUAACUCAUAUUACAUGUGUAUCAA